Telopea speciosissima is the source of this 1310-nucleotide messenger RNA. RefSeq names its product KRR1 small subunit processome component. The transcript has 13 exons. Gene Ontology annotation, cellular component: nucleolus; small-subunit processome. The record is from RefSeq and is a predicted model, not a curated record. Lineage: Eukaryota; Viridiplantae; Streptophyta; Magnoliopsida; Proteales; Proteaceae. Gene Ontology annotation, molecular function: RNA binding. The coding region runs from base 100 to 1257 and encodes 385 amino acids.
UCUCAGGGCAUCUGGGGAGUUGCAGAUUACAGAGGGCUCUCCUCUCGCACGCUGCUACGUGAUUUGGUUCAGUUGUAGUGAGUGUUCAGAGUUUAGGGGAUGGAUGUUUCUGACAGAGUGGACAACCAUGGCGAAGGUGUCGAGGAGAAGCAAAAAACGAAGCACAAGGGGAAACACGAUAAACCGAAGCCAUGGGACGAUCCAAACAUCGACCACUGGAAGAUUGAGAAGUUCGAUCCGUCAUGGAACAAUGGUGGAAUGCUCGAAGUUAGUUCCUUCUCGACAUUGUUUCCUCAAUACAGAGAAAAAUACUUGCAAGAAGUAUGGCCCAUUGUGAAAGGUGCUCUGAAAGGACAUGGUAUUUCAUGUGAACUCAAUUUGGUUGAAGGAUCCAUGACUGUUUCAACAACCCGGAAGACAAAGGAUCCAUAUAUCAUCGUAAAAGCUAGGGAUCUCAUAAAGCUUUUAUCAAGAAGUGUUCCUGCACCUCAGGCAAUCAAGAUACUGAAUGAUGAGAUGCAAUCUGACAUUAUUAAAAUUGGCAGCCUCGUUCACAACAAGGAAAGAUUUGUUAAACGUAGGCAGAAUCUUAUCGGCCGUGAAUCAACCACACUGAAGGCUAUUGAGAUUUUGACUGGAUGCUAUGUUCUAGUCCAGGGGAACACAGUUGCUGCUAUGGGUUCAUUCAAGGGUCUGAAACAACUUCGGAGGAUUGUUGAAGAUUGCAUGCAGAAUAAAAAACAUCCAAUUUACCACAUCAAGGAGCUCAUGAUCAAACGAGAGCUUGAAAAAAAUCCAGAACUUGCAAAUGAGAGCUGGGAUAGAUACCUUCCCAAUUUCAAGAAGAAAAAUGUUAAGAGAAAGAAAGUUAAGGGUAAAGAGAAGAAACCUUAUACGCCCUUUCCUCCUCCUCAACAGCCCAGUAAGAUUGAUCUUCAACUGGAAAGUGGUGAAUAUUUCUUAAGUGACAAAAAGAAGUCAGCUAAGAAGUGGCAGGAGAGGCAGGAGAAACAGGCGGAGAAAACAGCUGAAAACAAGAGAAAAAGAGAGGCUGCCUUUGUUCCUCCCAAGGAGCCCACAAAGCUGGAUUCCAAUAAAUCUCAGGAUGAUAAGAAUGAUUUAGCAACCAUGACAAAGUCAUUAAAGGAAAAGUCAGAGAAAUUUGGGAAGCAGAAUGUUAUUGAGAAUGUCAAGGCUGAAACAUUCAUUGCAAGUGCAGAACCACCGAGCAAGAAGUCCAAGCGUUCCAAAUCUUAACUAAUUGCUUGAGCUUCAGCAUGGAAUCAGGAGGAAAUCUUAAUUUUUGACUG